Molecule: messenger RNA, 6643 nt
Organism: Lepisosteus oculatus (spotted gar)
Lineage: Eukaryota; Metazoa; Chordata; Actinopteri; Semionotiformes; Lepisosteidae
Product: KIAA0513 ortholog
Source: RefSeq, a predicted model, not a curated record
GGCAAUUGCUCGGGAUGUCCCCACCUUCGUCUUUAACUAUGCAGCCCGUGUCAGCGCUUGCGCAUUAAUAAACAGGAGGAGCUAGCAGGUAGGCGCUUGACACAGAAAGCAGAGGCGAAAGUAAGGAGAGAGCAGUCCGGGACCACGCCCACGAUGAGACAGCUGGGGGAAAGGCGCCCGAAGAUAAAGCACUGUGGCAGCAUGAUCCAGUGACAACCUGCUGUUUCCUUUGUGCUCAAAACCGUUGAACAAUUUUAUCCCUGCUGCUCAUUUUAUUUCAUAGCCGUUGCCAUCAUGGAAGGCAAAGAUGUUGCUGUAGGCACCCUGAUAGACUUCGACGCGGAACCUUGCUUGGUGGAGUCGCCACCCGCUGCACCAGUUAGCCAUAGCGCCCAUUAUUUUGGCUUGGACUUCUUGGGUAGGGAAGCAGUGGCCCCUGACGAAGUGCCGGCCUUGGGUUCGAACACCUCGUGGCCCGAUCAGGUGGGGGCCUCCGUUGCCGAGGUGACGGAGCACACGGCCCUGGCCUCAGACGGCCGGUUGGACUCGGAGGCCUGUUGGGCCGAACCCAGCGCCGGCUGCGGGGUCCCGAGCCAGAGCCAAGGCGGCGAGGACCCGUCGGGCGACGAGAGCGAGGCCACCGAGUCGGCCGACAGCGAGAACGAGGCCACCGACUCCCCCUCGCACGGGGACUGGAGCGCCUCCCGCCGCUCCUCCUCCAACGAGUCCUUCUCCUCCAGCCAGAGCGCCGAGUCGGAGGACGCCGAGUCGGCCGAGCGCCGCGAGUUCAUGAAAGCCUACGUGGAGAAAAUAUUUCACGGGCGGGAUGAGUUUGAACAGGAAGAGAAGGCACGCUUUGGGGAGCUGUGCAGCGGGGACAAUGGGAAAGGCAGAGAGUGGUUCUCCAAAUACGUCAGCGCUCAGCGCUGCCAUUCAAAAUGCGUCUCGGAGCAAACCUUCUACAGGCUCGUGCAGUCUUUCGCAGUCGUUCUCUUCGAGUGCUAUCAGAUGGAUGAUUACCCUCCUGCCAAAAAUCUCAUGACCAUGUGCUUCACUUACUACUACAUAGGGAAGGUACAGCUCUCCCCCACCGAGCUGCUGGAGAAACCUGCAGCGGGGAUAGACUCCUACCUGAAGUCGGCCAACACGUGGCUCGCCGGGAAGAAGGACAUCGCCGAGCGGUUACUCAAGAACACCUCUGCCAAGACGGAGAAUGUCAAAGGCUUCUUCGGGGGGCUGGAGAGCAAACUGAGGGGGCCCGUCCUCAAGAAGAAUGAAGAUGCAGAGGCUAAAACUCAUGGGAAGCCGAAAAAGAUGGUGGUCUUUGAGUCUCCUGAAGAAAAGAAGGGGGAGAAGAUCUACCUGUACACCCAUUUAAAACAACAGCCCAUCUGGCAUACCCUGCGGUUCUGGAAUGCGGCGUUUUUCGACGCAGUGCACUGCGAGAGGAGGAAGAGAUCACCCACCACAAGGAGAACUGCUGGGGAGGAUAAAGAAGAGAGGGAGAAGUGGUGUCACAUGACCCAGGAGGAGAAAGAUGACAGCCUGCGGUUUAAUGAAAAUAUCACAUUUGGGCAACUGGGAACAUUUACCCAUAACAUGCUGGCCUUUGGACUGAGCAAGAAGCUGUGCAAUGACUUUCUGAAGAAACAGGCUGUUAUUGGCAAUCUGAAUGAAGAACAAUACAAGCUGCUCAGCGAUCACAUUGAACAGAUGGCAGUGGAGUAGAAUGCUGAACUUGUGGAAGGGAAUUCGGAGGCUAGUGAUGUCCCUCGUGCAUGCCUAGCAAAUAUUGCAGCUAUAGAUCCUGCAAAGUGUUCAUUCUGAAAAAUCUGUACAGAUCCCUUGCCUGUGUGCACCAUUUCCCCACUGUUGUAAGUUAGCUCCCAACAUGCAACCGUGGAAACUGCACGCAUGCCUUCCCUCCUGCAUGCAGUGUGUUACCCAGUCACCUGUGCAGUGUAUACAACAAGCUGUGUCAUCACCCCAGGCUAACGAGGCGCCGAGCAGCAUGUCGGCUUCGUUUCAGAAAUGUACAGGAUGAAGUAACCAGCUGACAUCUCUGUCUUGCCUGGUGAAAUCUGUUUAGUUUUCUAUUUUCCAAAUGGAGAUCAUGAAGAAAAUGUCAUAGUUACUCGUAUAGUUAUUAAGCAGACACAACUGUGAUGUAGGGUCUUGUGAAUAGUGCAGGAAGUGACUCUACCAAUGAAGAGACUGUUUUAGAUCUAUAAAAGGGAACUUCUGUAUUUCCAUUUUUGCCUUGCUUCAUUUCUGCCCUGAUGCAUUCUCAGUUUCUGUGAUGCUCUUUAAAAUCAGAAUACCUCCAUUGUUACCACAUCAUCCCAGGAAAAAAAAUCUAGAACUUGGGAAAACCAGGAUCUAGCAAAAACCUAAUUUUAUUUGUUCAGUGCUCCUUGUGUUUUUGGGGGAAAAAAACUUGAAACAUACCCUUUAUAAGAUGCUGAUGAAUUAAGCAAGUAAUUUCUUCAGGUAAGGGAAAUCUUUUACAGCAGAAGGGUAUUCUGUAUUUUGUUCCAAAUUAUCUUUGAUCUACUUCACAAAUUAACUGUUCAAUAGAGCAUAGUAAAAUUGUCCCAGAUCACUAGGGACUGAAGGUUGAGAGUUUUCAUAGAAACCUGGUGGAUUGGGUUUCUCCAGCAGCAAGGCUGAAAACCCCUGAAGCAGGCAGUAAUUGUGUUCAGUGUAGCAUAUAGCUGAGGAUUGCAACUCCAGUCUAUACAGUACUGUAUGUCCUGCACUUGUACUGUUCUUUCCAUCUCGACUCUUAAUGACUUAAUGCCUCGCGUUUAAUUAAUUUAAAAAUUAAUGAAGAUCUUGAAAACAGAUGAUUUAGGUGUUGAUUGAUACCUCUUAAACAGUGAUUCCCACUCCUGCUCCUAAGAAACCAUAGAUGUUUUUAUUUAUUUUUACUCUCUGACUGUUUGGUUCUAAUUGCUUUUGGCUUUUAAAAUGUUGAAGGGGAUUGUAACUGGUAUCAGCCCUGUACUGAUUUCCGAGUUUGAGAAUUGCCCUUAUUUAGAUGUGUGGUAAUCAUACCAACCCUUCUGGUAAAGAAGGGGAAGACACCUGUGAUCAUGUCUCAUCUCUUACCAUUCCCAGCUGCUCAUCGUGAAUCGGUCACCUGUUCAGAACUGUUUUGACAGCAAUAUGGAAGCAAGCAUUUCAAAAGCUGAGGAGGGGCAGCAUAAAGUUUUUUUUUAUGCUAAGGUUGGUGGAACAGUUAACUAGAAGUACGUUGUAUGUCCGAAUACAGAAACUGAUAACCAAAAGUCUAAACAAUCAGAUCAAUUAAGGGCGUCAGUUAGCACCAGUGAUGACCAACACAGUUAGAGGGAAAGCCAGCAGAGAUGGGUGUUCACAAAGACCAGGGUUUAAAGCUUCAAGAGCUGAAGAAUUUGAGAAGUGGAGUUGCCAAUUAAUGCUCUGUAUGUCAGUGUAGGUCAAAGGUUAAUAGUUAUUAAAGCAUGCUCUAUUAGCAGGUAGGUUAGAAUUCCUGCCACAGUAAUACUAACAGUAUUGGUAUAGUAUAGUGGUAGAUUUAAUGAUAAAAAUGGAAUGUCAGUAGAAAAUAUGACUUCUAAUCAUAUCCCAUAGAGUUACUUCAGGGUCAGAUUUAUGGGAUGCUGCAUUGAUCUCUGCCUAAACAGAUACUUGAUAAUCUGCUCAAAGUUUGCUCAAGAUGUUCCUCUGCAUUGGUUUGUGACAGACAGGAGGCCUUUGGCAAUGUCGGUUUCACAUUGCAUUAACUUUGAAGUAAUGUAGACUACAAAGAAUGCAUGUAGGAGCUGUUCGUUGUUAUGACACUGUCUGAGAUGCUGAAAUGACUUAUUACAUUUAACACAGCCUUUCUGAUUAGUUGCUUUGAGAAUGUGGCACUUGAUCAUUAAUUUGACUAGAUUUGUGGAGUCAUCUUGUUUUGUUUAAGACCAUAGCUCAAACUGAAGUGCUCACCCUGUGGGCAGGACAGUUACUGUGUCUUAUCUCAGACAUCCUAAAAGGCACGUUUAUCGCAAGCCAUUUUUUGAUGUAUCAGUGAUGUAUCAUCUGUUGCAAGCAAUGGACAAGGGGUUGAUUUACCAUAGCAAAGAAUGUGGUGACGUAAAAAUUCUUUAGAGGUGCUCUCUGGUCCUGUUCGGAUGGAUUGCUCCUAGCAACAUCACUCCAUUUGUGAUGGAGCAACAGGAUUUCCAUUUAUCAUGGGAUCUGCACGUUUUAUCAUAUGUGAGAAAUUGCCAGAGAGGCUUUAAUGAAAUGUUCAAAUGACAAAAACAAGGAAGUACAUUGAGCUACAGAAGAAUCUGAGUGUGCAGUCACAGCCACCAGGUGGCAAUGGUGCACUGUCAUUUUCAUUUCCUCCCUCAAACAGUUGGCUUUGGACUUUUUCCUCUUGUGGGGAAUUUUCUGUAGGUUCUCAUUGUUUUGUUUAGCAGCUCUCUUCAUACUUUGAGUAUGUGAUAUUUCCAAAGCUAGAUAUGAGAAAAUCACCUCAGCCUCAGCCGAUAUUAAGGAGUGGGAGAUGCAGCUGUUUUGUUUCUUUUUAAUCUGCAUGUUUCGGUUUAGCAGUGCAGCUCCUUUAUUAUUGAAAUGGGUUUUAAUGUCCAUUCAUUGACGUGCCCUCAGAUUCUAAGUGAAAGGUUUUUAUAUCUAAAAAAUGAGUUGAUGCCAAGUGAGAUUUUAAGAUGAAGAAAAAAAAACUGUUUUGUAUGUUUCGUUUCUUAAAUAUUCAGUCUGCAUAAGGAUAUGAACUCAGUCAAAGGUUGGAAUUAAUAGAUCAUGCUCUGUAGCCCUGUGCUCUGUAGAGGAAUUAUUGUGAGAGACAUUUAAAAAUGUCUUUCUGCAAUAGUAAGAUUGGUCACUACAGUCCUAAUUUCUAGGGCAAGUCAUGACCAACAUUUUUUUCUACUGAAGAAAAGAAAUAUUAAAUAUAGUUCCUGUAUUUCAUUUUUUGUCAGACUUUAUACAGGCCUGCCCCAUUAUGUCCAUAAAUGGGAGACUACAUUUGUGUCUUGUGUUCUAGUGGCAUUUUUAUUUUUAAAAUAUUACACUAUAUAAAUCCAUAUAAACUAUUCAUCCCUUUUCAGAUACAUUAUCAACAGCUUUUUUUUAACACCAGAAUGGAUCUAAUAAGAAAUCUCUAAACUUCUCUGUAUUAGAUGCAUAUUUUGGCUGUGUGAUUAAUGAACUUGGUUCUGCUUAAAAACACUGAUCUAAUCAGCUUUUUCCUCUCUUGCUCAGUAGCCUCCUUAAGAGAAAUCCUAAGAGAUUUAAAUGCUUUUCAGAUGGGCAGUGCUGUAUGCUGUGUGGAGAAUCGGACCAGGAGGUAGCUUGUGUGGUGUGUGAAGCUAGUGUCCCUGAUGGGAUUGUGUUCCUGUCUCGAAUUUGCACACAUGGCCCUUUUAACAGUACUAGGCCAAGAAGCGGGCCCUCUGUUUGGGGAACGAUUUAGUGCUAUUAAGUGUCCUCCAGGACUAUGGUAAUAUAAAAGGCUCCAGAAUGAGAUCUGUUACAUUUAUCUAUUUGCACCAGAGUUCAUAAGAGGGGCGAUAGUGUUCCAUUACAAAAUGUGUGUUUAAGAAUUCUUGAUCUGUCCGCAGGCAGGGGUUUGUAAUGGUUGCUCCUGUUUUAGCUUGUGUUAUUAGUACAUUAUAUCACUUUUCUGAGACUCACCUGUGGCCCUUUUUUGUGUCCCUCAAAACGAAGCAUUCUUUGUCGAAUGUUGAGUGUCGGCUUGGUACACCUAGGCGAUCGGUACAGUACCACAGAAUUUCUCUGGUCCACCAUAGGUGAAGGAUUAGUUCAGCUUGUGGAAAAGGUCUGAUCAGGUCAUCUGAUUCUCUGGCAGGACCUAAGGUUCAUGCUUGGGAGGAAAAAGCAUAGAUAAUGAACUGUCAAGUAACUCCCAAAAAGGCUAUUUUAAAAAUUUGUACUAAUUCAGAUACUGUUGUUAGUUUCUCAUUAGAAAGUACAGAUUUCUACAGAUGAAAAGCACAUUUCAUUUCCCUUCAGAGAGACAUGUUUGAUCUUUCAAACAUGUAUUUAAGUGGUAAAAUUGUAUAUAUGUCUGUAACUGCCUUUCCUAUGUGUUAACAUUCUCCAUGUACUGGCAGAUGGUUGAAUUAUGUAGAUGAAGUAUUAUAUUUGUGAACGUGGCACUUUAUUUUUGAGUAUAUUCGGGUCAUGUUUUGUUGUAUUUAAAUAAGCAUUUAUGUUAACUCGCACAUGUGCUAUACCUAUUCACAUCAGGUAAUGGUGGGUGAUAUGAUGAAAGUAAAGUAUUUCAUUUAUAUAUUUUUUUUUCUUUUGAAAUGUGUGUCCAAUAUGUGGAUAUUGGUUUUUGUACUUGUGGAGUCUUGUGGCAGCCCAUGGAAAUCAGUGGGUGCAGUAGAAAACCUCCAUAGAGACUUAGUUACAGGCAAUAAAACUGUGAAAAAAGUGGAGUGUGUUAAUACGGUGUUGUUGCAAAUGUAAAAUAUUUCAUAGUAGUGUAAUUACGUAUGCCGCAUGGUUGAGUUAAAGUGAUUCUAAAGGAGGAAAAAUAUGUAUUUUUGUGUCUAAACUGCCGACCCAGUUUGUGAAAAGCCCAUGGACAAUGUUUCAAAUAAAGAUAUUUUUUAACGUUUAA